UCGCACACCCAGUCAUCACCUUUCACAAGCGCGCGGCGCCGAGAGACCCAGAUUCACACAAGUGGAAGAAGGGCUGCACCUGUAUGGACCGGUCUGUCGCCGCUGCCAGCGAGUCGGGGUCGGUAUCCACACAGCCGAGGCGAGACGCAGGACUCAGAAUUGCUUGACAUGAAGAGAUGAUGCACAGCGCGUAGAACAAAUGAAAUACACAAAGUUGUAUUUAUGCAUUAAUUCGUCUGAUGCAAGCGAUCGCGGAUCACAGGCAGGCGGAAACUGAGACGCAGCAGCGAUGUUCUGACAAGGUCUGAAAAAAGCAUCGGACUAGUUCUCCUUCUGGUGUAAUUACAGACAUUUAUUUAAACGCAUGAACGAACCUUUUGCAGCAAGCGGAGAGUCUGGUGUUUAUGCAGGGAUGGAAGAGCACGGAUUUACUUAGAGCCAGAUUAGCGGCGUGUCUAUGGAUGUGUGCGAGCCUCUCUCAGAUAUGAAAUCUGCAGCGACGUGACUGCUAAUAUUUCAUCCUUGUAAACUUCAGCAGGGAUACAGUUGCACUGCCGCGGUGCAUAAUCUAUAGGACCAAAAUCGGGCUGUUGUCGUAGGCUAAGUGAAAAUCUGUAUCACUGGCCCUAUACUCCCAAAUCGUCCUUUAUUGCCGUGGAGAGAGCACGCAUUUAAAAUCAGGGCACAUUGCAGUGUUUUUCCGUAUACAUUUUCCAACCGCUUUCAAUUGAAUCAACGUUUUUUCCUGCUCUGACAAAGCGCUUUACGCAACACCCCUCACCGCUGUCUCCGACAACCUGUCCGAUUCUCCCCCUCGUCUUUCUUUUGUUUUCUUUUGCGUUAUCGAAUAAAAACAGGUGGGAACGGUGCCCGGGGCAGUGCCUCUGUAACCAAACCAAACUGCUCCCUCUAAUCGGAAUAAGAAUCGGCCUUUGCCGAGGAUGUCAUCUUAACGUAAAUAUGUAGAGUGGGGACCAUGCGGGGAGUUACGGGCAGUGGCGGCGCCUGACCCGGGGAAACUUGAGUCAAAGGGAUCCCGCUCGCCGCACCGAUCAGUGUGUGUGCUGUUUUCCAGAGUGAAGUGACUUCCUAUGGUCGAGACCCCCAAUGGUGUUGACCCGGGGGUGGGAGAGGCUCGGACCCGGCAGUUUCUUCCUCGCCCCUCCGCUGUGGUUUCACUCUAGGAUGUUGCGGCAGGUCUUGCACGAAGGGCUGAGGACGUCUUUCUACAAACUCGGCCACUUUGUCGCCAACCACCCGGUGUUCUUCGCAUCCGCCCCGGUGCUCGUGUCCAUCCUGCUGGGCGCCAGCUUCAGCCGGUACCGCAUCGAGGAGAACGUGGAGUACCUGCUGGCUCCCAAGCACAGUUUGGCCAAAAUAGAGGGCAACUUGGUCGACAGUCUGUUUCCCGUCAACAGAUCGAAACACACGCUGUACUCGGACCUUCAGACCCCCGGGAGAUACGGCCGGGUGAUCAUCACCUCGGGCCGCGGGAGCGUGCUGGACCAGCACCACGUCGAUCUGGUUCUGAAGCUCCACAGCGCCAUCACCAAGAUCCAGGUGCACAUGCUGGGCUUCAACUACACCUUCGCUCACCUGUGCCUGCUGGACAGCAACAAGAGCUGCGUUGUGGACGAUAUCCUGCGGGUUCUGGAGGAGCUGCGGGCAGCGCGGGCCGCCAACCACUCCGCCCCACCCGUGCGCUACCCAAUCACGCGGCUGCAGGACGGGCGGGAGGUGUACAUCGGGCACCAGCUGGGCGGAGUGCUGCCGGCGGGGCGGGAGGGCGUGCGUCAGGCCCGGGCGCUGCAGCUCAGCUACUACCUGCAGGCCGUCAACCCGCUCAACGACAUGAUGGCGGCGCGCUGGGAGCUGCAGUUCUGCCACGCCCUCGAGCGCUUCCAGGAGGCGCACCCCGAGGUCACCCUGUACCCCUUCACCUCCUCCUCGCCGCAACGUGACUUCCAGAGGACCAGCAAGGUGUCGGAGCGCCCCCUGCUGGUGAGCCUGAUGCUGUGCGUGUCGCUGGCCGUGCUGUGCUGCUCCAUGCGGGACUGCGUGCGCACUAAGCCCUGGCUGGGCCUGCUGGCCCUGCUCAGCGUCAGCCUGGCCACCCUCACCUCCGCCGGCAUCAUCAACCUCACCGGCGGCAAAUACAACUCCACCUUCCUGGGCAUCCCCUUCAUCAUGCUGGGUCACGGGCUGCUGGGCACAUUCGAGAUGCUGUCGUCGUGGCGACGCACACGGGAGGACCAGCACGUGAAGGAGCGGGUGGCGGCUGUGUUCUCGGACUGCAUGCUGCCCUUCACCGCCAGCACCGCCCUGUACCUGGUGACCUUCGGCAUCGGUGCCAGCCCCUUCACCAACAUCGAGGCCGUCCGGCUCUUCUGCAGGAACACCUGCAUCUCCGUGCUCUUCAACUACCUCUACAUCCUGUCCUUCUACGGAUCCAACCUGGUCUUCACCGGCUACCUGGAGAACAACUACCAGCACAGCCUCUUCUGCAAGAAGGUGCCGAAGCCGGAGCUGCUGCAGCAGAAGCCGGCCUGGUACCGCUUCCUCAUGUACACGCAGUACAACGAGGAGGCGGCCGAGGGCGGCGACAUGCACGCCUACGAGAACCACCUGCUGGUGGCCUUCAUGAAGCGCUACUACUGCGACUGGAUCACCAACACCUACGUCAAGCCCUUCGUGGUCCUCUUCUACCUAGUCUACAUCUCCUUCGCCCUGAUGGGCUACCUGCAGGUGACCGAGGGCUCGGACCUCAGCAACGUGGUCGCCACGGAGACCAGCACCAUCGUCUACACCCGGGCCCAGCAGCGGUACUUCAGCAACUACAGCCCAGUGAUCGGCUUCUACAUCUAUGAGUCCAUCGAGUACUGGAACGCCAGCGUGCAAGAGGACGUGCUGGAGUACACCAAGGGCUUCGAGCGCAUCUCCUGGUUCGAGAGCUACCUGGGCUACCUGCGCGGCCUCAACCUGAGCACCAGCCUGCCCAAGCGCAACUUCACCGAGCGGCUGCGCUCCGGCUUCCUCAAGCUGCCGCAGUUCCUGCACUUCUCCGACGACAUCAUCUUCGCCAAGCGCGCCGACGGCGAGGUGGACGUGGCGGCCUCGCGCAUGUUCCUGGUCGCCAAGACGACGGAGAACAAGCGGGAGGAGAUGUACAUCCUGCUGGACACCCUGCGCAAGCUGUCGCUCAGCUCCCGCGUCAAGUUCAUCAUCUUCAACCCCUCCUUCGUCUACAUGGACCGGUACGCCUCCUCCGUGGGCGCGCCCAUCAAGAACUCCUGCAUCUCCGCCCUCUUCCUGCUCUUUUUCUCCGCCUUCCUGGUGGCGGACUCGCUGGUCAACGUGUGGCUGACGGUGACGGUGGCCUCGGUGGAGUUCGGCGUCAUCGGCUUCAUGACGCUGUGGCAGGUGGAGCUGGACUGCGUCUCGGUGCUGUGUCUGAUCUACGGGGUGAACUACGCGGUGGACUGGAGCGCGCCGCUGGUGUCCACCUUCGCGCUGGGCCGGGACUACACGCGCACGCGCUGGGUGAAGCUGGCGCUGGAGCGGCACGGCGUGCCCAUGCUGCAGAGCUACCUGUGCUACUGCGCCGCCCUGCUGCCGCUGGCCGCCGUGCCCUCCAACCUCACCCACACGCUCUUCCGCUGCCUCUUCCUCACCGCCCUCAUCACCGCCUUCCACUGCCUGGCCAUCCUGCCCAUCCUGCUCACCUUCCUGCCGCCCUCCAAGAGGAAGAAGAGGAAAGAGAAGAAGGCCGCCGACGACCGCGAGGAGAUCGAGUGCGUGGAGGUGGUGGACAGCACCCGCGUGGUCGACCAGAUCACCACGGUGUGACCCGGGCGGGCCAGCGCAGUCCGAGAGGUCCCGGCUGCCGCGGUCAACCGCCUAGCCGUGAUCUGACCGACACGGGCUGGCACGGUCGACCCGAUGGCCACAGUCUGACCGAGACAGCCUGCCGUGGUCGAACAGAUCUCCAAUGACCAGCUGAGAGAGGCUUGGUAUGGUUGACCAGGUCACCACAGUCUGACCAAGAAAGGCUGGUGUGGUUGAAUAGCUCCCCUUAGUGGGGUGGGGGGGAACUGCAGCUGGUGGGGCAGGGACUUUCAGAGGCACACCCAGCGUGGGGCAGGGCCAGAGUGUUAGAUUGACAGGUAGCACCCAGUGGAAAGAGGAAGCAGGUGGGGGUCAGAGGUCACAGCACGCUGUCAGAAAACGAGACCCCCCUUCAAACACAAUGACCAAUCAGGAUCCCUCUGCUCCAGACAAACAAGCCAGCCAGUAAGUGACAGAGGUUUUCAUAGAUGAAGAUAAAUGCAGGGCUUCUCACAGAAGGAGAGGUUUAAAUGAAGGAUUUCACUUCAGGGCAGCUUUUUCAGCUUUCUCAGUCUUUCUCAGUCCUCCAAUCAGCACGGGCUCUGCUGUGGUGCAUUGUGGGACAUGUAGUGUGUGCUGGUCUCGCUGUCCUUACACAUACUCAUGAAUGGAGAGGCCUGGAGCUGCAAUUUGAUUGUGGGCGAUUAGCGAUUAGCAGCAACAAUGACUGUGUAUAUUAAUUAAGAUUACCAUCAGAAAGAAAACAAGCCGCAAUUAGUCUCACCGCUAAUGGCUACUGAAAAAACACUUUACUCUGCCGGUGCGAGCUCAAGGUUCAGAAAUGCAGUGAAACACAGACACUGAAAAA
Molecule: messenger RNA, 4693 nt
Organism: Megalops cyprinoides (Indo-Pacific tarpon)
Lineage: Eukaryota; Metazoa; Chordata; Actinopteri; Elopiformes; Megalopidae
Gene: ptchd1
Product: patched domain containing 1
Exons: 3
Coding region: 1108-3846 (912 amino acids)
Biological process (GO): chemical synaptic transmission; cognition
Cellular component (GO): synapse; plasma membrane
Source: RefSeq, a predicted model, not a curated record